AUGCUGAGAAUACAGAAGCAGAUAUUAACAAAGAAUCAAUGUUUUUUAUAUUCUUCACAUGCGCUUAAAUCAUCUCGACUUGUUGUUGCUCGUUUUCAACAUAAUAAAUCCCUACAAUCAGAGGCAACUGCUCGCUCGGGUAUCUUUUCCCCUUUUUUUACACCUACCUCUGAAGAAAUAGUAGAAGAGAAAGCUAGACGUCAUUAUCCUCGUGUCAAUUCUUAUCAGAUUGCAAAACGUAAAACACCACCAACAUGCACAAAGAUGCUAGUGCGUGAUUUCAUUGAUGAUUCCCUUUAUAAUCCUAAUUAUGGUUAUUUCUCAAAACAAGCCGUCAUUUUCUCUCCUGAAACAGAUUUUGAUUUCAAUGCUAUGAGAGACCACUUGGAGUUUAUGAAUAUUUUAGGUCAAUUAUAUAAGGACAUUGAAAAUGAAGCCGAUGAAGUGGAUGAAGUAGCAAGACAAGUAUGGCAUACGCCAACUGAAUUAUUUAAGCCCUGGUAUGGUUAUGCCGUUGCUAAAUAUCUUGUAUCAGAAUACAAGUUAAACUUAUUUCCUCAUAAGGAUUUAAUUAUUUAUGAAAUGGGUGCUGGUAAUGGUACUUUAAUGCUAAAUAUUUUGGAUUAUAUUCAGCAAAAUGAACCUGCUAUCUAUAAAAGGGUUCAGUAUAAUAUUAUUGAAAUUUCUGGAAAAUUAGCAGAGCGACAAUCUGAAAGACAAGAUGUUAGAGAUGCUAAAGAUCAACAUAAAUGUGUUAAAAUUAUCAAUAAAAGUAUAUUUGACUGGAAUAUUCAUGUACCGGAUCAAUGCUUUGUUUUAGGCAUGGAAGUAAUUGAUAAUUUUGCUCAUGAUAUAAUUCGUUAUGAUAUGGACACAUUAAAACCUUAUCAAGCACUUGUGAGUACAGAUGCAAAAGGUGAUUAUACUGAAAUAUAUGAGCCUGUAGGCAAUGAUGGAUUGAUUAAUAGAUAUCUUGCUGUGCGAGAUCAAACACGCUACCGUUCACCUGUACUCUCAAAACAACUUUGGUUAAAAUGUUUACAAUCACUGCCUUUAGCACCUAACAUGACAUCUAGAGAAUUUAUUCCCACAAAAUUAUUUUUGUUGCUGGAAACUCUUAAAAACUAUUUCCCCCAGCAUCGCUUAGUCCUUUCUGAUUUCUCUUAUUUACCAGAUGCAGUAGAAGGUGUGGAUGGGCCCGUGGUGCAAACUCGAUAUAGAGGUACAAUGGUUCCCUGUUCAACAUAUAUGGUUCAGCCAGGAUGGUUUGAUAUCUUCUUCCCAACAAAUUUUGAACUUUUAAGAGACAUGUAUUUGCUGGUCUGUCGUGGAACAAGAGCAGGAAAUGAUAAAUUAGUUAAAGUCUUGACGCAUCGUGAUUUCUGUGAAAGAUAUGGUGAUGUAGAGAGAACAAGAACAAGGAGUGGUGAGAACCCAAUGCUUAUGUACUAUGAAAAUAUGAAAAUGAUUUUAACUUAGCGUGUAAAGUUCAUAUGUUGGUUGUUUGCUCAGACACGUUAUGAAAUUACCUAAAAAAGAUGAAAAAAGAUGAUUUUUUUCCCUUGUGUUUGUGUUUAAUGUAACAAAGUUUUUAUUAUAUUUUAGCCUUAU
Molecule: messenger RNA, 1611 nt
Organism: Cokeromyces recurvatus
Lineage: Eukaryota; Fungi; Mucoromycota; Mucoromycetes; Mucorales; Mucoraceae
Product: S-adenosyl-L-methionine-dependent methyltransferase
Exons: 3
Coding region: 1-1479 (492 amino acids)
Cellular component (GO): mitochondrion
Molecular function (GO): protein-arginine omega-N symmetric methyltransferase activity
Source: RefSeq, a predicted model, not a curated record